GUCCCUUUUGAAGGAUCACAGGGGAUCAGUUAUAUCGGCGAUAUAAAAGGUAGUGACUUCAAUUGGACCGAAUCACUGGAAGUAGAUCUAAUAAUCGAUGGAUUAAGCCAAAUUUUCGACGAAAAUUUUCACAAUUUGACCAUCCGUAAUGUCAAAUCCGUAAACUAUCUGAGAUCUGGAAUGCAGAGAGUGGGAAAGAGCCUGGUCAACAGUAUCCAGUACUUUUUGAGCUACCUUGGAUUGUUCAGAUCGAAUAACAAACUAGUCUCUGCAGUUCACAAACUAACCAACUACGAAAUCCGCUCAGCAACAAUAAAAGAUGAAGUACUACGUCAAUACUUAUCUCUAGCAUACUUGAUCCCUCUACACUCUGAAAUAUCAACAAGGAUUAAUCGUCAUUUCCUCAGAAGUAAUUAUCCUUCUAAAGGAUACGCUCGAUCUAAUUUUGACCUGGUCAAAGAUUCCAGCGACAAUGGUGACAGCUGGACAUUCAAGUGGCUAAAUUUAAUUGGAAAGUUCUACGAUUUUUUGGCUAAUGCUUUCGAUUGUUUGGAUUCUGGAAAAUGGUAUGAUGUCAAAAAAGCAUUUCAAGACUUGAUGAAAUAUCGAAUGAAUGCCGUCAAAAAAAUCAUUACUCAGCGAUUACAAAGACCUAUUCCUAAUCACCCGAAGAUAAACGGUGUUGUUUUCACAGAUCACCAAGCUUUCAUCUGUGAUAUUAUAGUCAGAGAUUUGAAGAGCGAUUUCAGAAACUGCUUAUUGCAAGUCCGGGCAAUUGAUGCUUGCAGCAAGAAAAAUGCUGCUCCACUUUCUUCUGGUAGGUCGCAAGCAAAAGUUUCAAAUAUUCUAGAGAAAAGUAUGCAUAGUAGUAUUGGAUCGGAUUGCAUCGUCAAGAAAAGUAAUGAAAGUAUGACGACAUUUUGUAGAAACGGGCUAAAAAGUAAUUUGACCAAAUCGUUAAUUCUUCUCUUCUCCCAAUCCAACCAAAACAGAUUGUACAACUCGCCUAGUCUGGAAUACAUGAUGGACUACGUCAGUAGAGCAGUUGUUAAGAAUAAAUUGAUUUUCAAUGCCUUCAAGAAUUUUUUAGGUAUGAAAAGUAUUUUCAAACCGCGCGCUUAUGGAGCUCAUUCUAAAAAAUUAAGGAAUCAUCUGUCUGAAGUUAUUUUGCGAUUAAUUGGCCGAGUGCAUGUGAUGAACACCAAAAUCGGAAAAAAACUAGUUGAAGUUUCAGAAGAUCCUAAGAAAGUGUUGUCUAAGAAUUUUGGGACCAUGAGAUGCAUUACUAAAUGGAUAGACAAACUCUUGAAUCGCACGCGGCAUCAGUCAUUAACAAGAAAAUCGAGGCAUGAUAAGAAUGUUGAUGCAGAAAACGGUGAAGGAAAUCCAUUAAGAUAUCAUGAAAAGUCGAUCAGAGAGCUAGUGGUUUCGAUGAGGAGUCUCAGUGAACUUAAUUUGAGGAAAAGUAGCACGAUAUUUACACUCGCUAAUACCUUUCUAUUGGCUACGGUCUUCUAUGAAUGCAUCAGUAUUCUAGUCACUUUGAUGUACCACGGAGAUAAUAGUCAUUCUUCGCAUGCUGAUCAUAAUCAUAAUUAUCAUCACGAUGAGGGGAAUUAUGAUACUAAUCCCGUGACUACCGAACAAAUAACUGUCAUUGAUGAUAACUAUGGAGAGUAUGAACAAUUUGAACAGCCAGGAAACCGAAUCCAUAGACGGGAAAUUGGAGAACAAUAUGAUAAUUUUUCGAGCGUUCGAGAUCUGAUGAAUGAUGAUACCAAAAAAUUUAACUAUUUUUAUUUUAAUGAUAUUGUUAAAGAGUAUUAUAAU
Messenger RNA from Cotesia congregata, 1830 nucleotides. Lineage: Eukaryota; Metazoa; Arthropoda; Insecta; Hymenoptera; Braconidae. The record is from the annotation of a GenBank genome assembly.